Messenger RNA from Dromaius novaehollandiae (emu), 1171 nucleotides. It is a transcript of the gene PRSS57, whose product is annotated as serine protease 57. Gene Ontology annotation, biological process: proteolysis. NCBI's taxonomy places the organism in Eukaryota, Metazoa, Chordata, Aves, Casuariiformes, Dromaiidae. The record is from RefSeq and is a predicted model, not a curated record. The coding region runs from base 62 to 871 and encodes 269 amino acids. The transcript has 5 exons. Gene Ontology annotation, molecular function: serine-type endopeptidase activity.
CCUCCCGCCCCCAGGGUUGCUUAAGGCCCUCCUGCCCCGCGCAGCCCCGCUCCGCACCGGCAUGGACGCGGCCAGCCUGCUCCUCCUGAGCCUGGGGGGCUCCGGGCUGCUCCUGGCGCUGGCCCCGGCAGGCGCCCAAGGGAGCUGGAUCAUCGGGGGAAAGGCAGCAGCGCCCCACUCCCGGCCCUACGUCGCUUCCAUCCAGAUGGACGGACAGCACGUCUGCGGGGGCUUCCUGGUGUGGCCCAAGUGGGUGAUGACAGCAGCUCACUGCAUCAUUCCCAGGCGCAACCCGUCCGUGCACGUGGUCCUCGGCGCCCACAGGCUGGAGGAGCCCGAGCCGUCCCAGCAGGUCUUCAGCAUCGAGGAGUCCAUCGCGCACCCGCACUACAACCCCCGGUCGGUGGACAACGACAUCCGCCUGCUCAGACUGAACAGGUCGGCCACGCUGAACCAGUACGUGAAGCGGAUCCGCCUGCCCACGCCGCACAUCGACCUGAAACCCGGCACCGUCUGCAACGUGACGGGCUGGGGGGACACGUCCAACUACGGCGAGCAGCCCACCCAGCUCAUGGAGACCGAAACCACCAUCGUCAAGCGGAGCCUGUGCCGCACGCUCUGGAAAGGCCGCGUCUCGCCCAACAUGCUGUGCGCGGCCAGCCGCAACACCACGCUGCAGGGCGUCUGCGCGGGCGACUCCGGGGGACCCCUGGUCUUCAAGGCGAAGGUCUACGGCAUCGUCUCCUUCUCCGGGGAGCGGUGCGGGGACCGCAGGUACCCCGACAUCUACACCAAGAUCUCCAACUACAUCGGCUGGGUGCUCCGCACCGUGCGAGGGCGCCGGUGCCACAAGGGGCAGCGCAAGCACUAGCGGGGGGAGCCGCGGCUGCCGCCGGGCACCAGCCCCCAGGAGCCGGGACGCGGGCUGGGACGCCGGGGCCCUCCUCCAGCUCCGGGGGUUUCGACGGCCGAGGGGAAGCGACGGUCAGGGCUCACAUCCCUCUGCCCCCUCCCUGCCUCAGUUUCUGCGGGUGCAGCAAGGCGACGCAGGAGGCUGGUUUCUGCCGCUGGCGGGGGGAGAAGCCCCCCGUGCCGCACCGAAGAGCUCGGCACCCUGCUCCCCCUCUCGCAACAGCUCCGGCCACCGGCCUCAAUAAAGCCUCAUCCCUGA